Anopheles coustani is the source of this 9595-nucleotide messenger RNA. It is a transcript of the gene Nf1, whose product is annotated as neurofibromin. The record is from RefSeq and is a predicted model, not a curated record. Bases 83 to 8452 code for a protein of 2789 amino acids. The transcript has 11 exons. Lineage: Eukaryota; Metazoa; Arthropoda; Insecta; Diptera; Culicidae. Gene Ontology annotation, biological process: regulation of GTPase activity.
GGCCACGGAACUGCGUAUCGUUCCGUGCAAAUUGUGAAAAUGCUGUGAAUAGUGACACCAGUUGGCGUUCAAAUACAACGAAAUGGCCACCCAGAAGCCAGGCGAAUGGGCCAACUCACUGUUGGCCCGCUUUGAGGAGCAGCUUCCCUACCGUACCGGUCCCCAUGGAACUCAGGCACGGCUCAGCAUCGACGAAACGAUGAACUGCUUGAUUCAGAUUUCACGAUAUCGUUUCUCGCUCGUUAUAUCCGGCCUAACGAAAAUGCUGCAACGGGUCAACGAAAUAGUGACCUGUCGAGGUCACGAACCGGAACGAUGCUGCUACGACUCGUUAAUCAUCAUUUUGGAGACACUUGAACGGUGCCUGUCGGGACAGUCGAAAGACACGGCACGUUUCGAGGAAGCCAUGAACGUGAAGCUGCUUCUAAGAGAAAUUUGUCAGUUCAUCGAUAUUCAGAAUGAAAACAACCAAAAUGCUACAUCCCUCAAAGCACUUGCGUCCAAAGUGUUAUUUGCACUAUCCCAAAACCACUUCGGGGCCGUUUUUAAUCGAAUCUCAGCCCGCCUGCAAGAGUUGAGCACCUGUGCCGAGGAAAAUCCGGACUACAGUGAUAUCGAGCUUAUCCAGCACAUCGACCUGGACGUGCACCGGUUGACGAAGCUGCUCACUGAGACGAUACAGAAGUUCAAAUCGCUCAAAAAGUCCGCCCACAUGAUACUGCUCAGUUCGCUCGAGAAGGCUCUGUGGAACUGGAUCGAGUUUCACCCGAAGGAGUUCGAAGACUUGCAGCGUAACCCGAACGACGAGCUGAGCAAAUGCUGCGAAACUUUCUUCGACAUACUGGACUCGUAUUCGGAGAACAAGAAGGCUCGUGCGGCCGUCUGGCCAUUGCAGAUCAUGCUGCUCAUUCUCAGCCCCAAAGUGCUGGAGGAGAUUGUGAACGCCGACUCGGGGGCGCCCUGUUCGCCACGCCAUCUUAAGAAAAAACACUUCAUGGAGGGCAUCAAGAAGGGCCUGGGAGCUCACGCGUCCUCCAAGCAAUCGACCGAAUCGGCUGCCAUUGCGUGCGUAAAGCUGUGCAAGGCGUCAACCUACAUCAACAUCAACGACUCGAACAACGUCACGUUUCAGCUGGUGCAGAGUGUCAUCAACGAUCUCAAAGCGUUGCUGUUCAACCCGGCGAAACCCUUCUCACGCGGGCAGGGAUUCAACUUCCAGGACAUUGAUCUCAUGAUCGACUGCUGGGUGUCCUGUUUCCGCAUCAAACCGCACAACAACGAGGCGCUCAAGGUUUGCCUGAGCCUAAACUCGCCACCGGCGUACCACUUUGUGAUCGUCAGUUCGCUGCUGAAGAUUGUCACACAAGCACGCCUACCUUGGUGGCCUCAGAUCGAUCUCGUGUACGCCCGAUCGGGUGAGUUGAGGGGACUCUUCACGGACACGCUCAACAAGGCGACGCAGGGUUACAUCGCGCACACCCCGCUCCGUAUGAUCACCUCGUUGACGUUGAAAUCAAAGGACGCCCAAAGCCGACUCACUCGGCCGGAUGAAGGACCGGCUCACAAGGCACUGCUACUCCUGAUGGUCCGAUUGAUCCACGCCGAUCCGAUGCUGCUACUGAACAGCCUCGGAAAGGCCGGUCAUGAGGUGCAAAGUUCAACACUCGAGCUAAUCAAUGGACUCGUGUCACUCGUCCACCAACCAACCAUGCCCGACGUUGCCCAGGAAGCGAUGGAAGCCCUGCUCGCCCUUCAUUCACCGGACAAAAUCGAGGUGUGGAAUCCGGAGGCCCCGAUCAACACAUUCUGGGACGUUAGCUCGCAGGUGCUGUUCUCGAUCUCGCAGAAGCUCAUCCAGCACCAGAUCGCAAACUACACGGACGUGCUGAAGUGGCUCCGUGAGAUUCUGAUCUGCCGCAACACGUUCCUCCAGCGGCACAAGGAUUAUGCGAACGUUGGUAGUCAGAUUGCCAUCUGCCGCCAGGCACACAUUAAGCUCGAGGUCGUGUUCUUCAUGUAUCUCUGGUCGGUCGAUCUGGACGCGGUAAUGGUGUCGCUGUCCUGCUUCGGCCUCCUCUGCGAGGAAGCAGAAAUUCGCUCCGGUUCCGAUGAGCUGACGGUGGGUUUCAUCCUUCCCAACUAUCACCUCUACCAGGAGCUGUCGCACACCUCCGCCACGCUUACCUCACCACAGAAUGCCGAAUCUCGGUACAGCUUCUUCGAGCACACGCACGGGCGUGUCACGCUGCAGCGGAACAUUAUGUCGUUGCUGCGGAAGAUCGAACACUGCGUCAACGGCGUACAGCCGGCGUGGGAGGAAACGUUCCGCAACUGGGAGGUCACCAGCAAGGUGCUUCAGAACUACCCGAAGGGAAAGCCGGAAGAGGGCCAGGCGGAGGUGUUCCACCGGAGCAUGGGCAAGCGGCGUGCGAGCCACCAAAGCUCGGAGCACGAUCUCGAGGAGCAGAUAACGGAGUGGGCAAACAUGACGUGGUUCCUGCUGGCGCUCGGUGGCGUUUGCCUCCAGAAGCCUCGCAAUCAACGGCAGGCACAGCAGCAGGGUUAUAAUCUUCCCAUCGGUACCGCAGGCCCAUCGCUGAUGCAAUCAACGACGUCCCUUUCUAGCUCGAGCUCGGGCCGUGGCUCGAUGCAUCCCAUCAUGGGCUCGCUGGUGUCGUCGAUCGGACCGGGCAGCAGCCAGGAGGUGCAGUACUGCCCGGUGACCCAGUUCAUCGGUCAACUGUUGCGGCUGCUCGUGUGCAACAACGAGAAGUUUGGCCCGCAGAUUCAGAAACACGUCAAGGAGCUGGUGGGGCAGGAGAUGUCCGCCCAACUGUACCCCAUCCUGUUCGAUCAGAUUCGCUCGAUCGUGGAGAAGUUCUUCGACCAGCAGGGUCAGGUGGUGGUGACGGACAUCAACACGCAGUUCAUCGAGCACACGAUCUACAUCAUGAAGUCGGUGCUGGACGGGCGGCAGAGUAAGGAUCAUCAGAACGAUCAGCCGGCCAACGCGGAGCAUCUCGGUGUGACGAGCAUCGAAAACCUGAUGCUGGCGAUCGUACGCUACGUGCGCCACCUCGAUAUGACCGUGCACGCGAUCCACAUCAAGACCAAACUCUGCCAGCUGGUGGAGGUGAUGAUGAAGCGGCGGGACGACCUGGCCUUCCGGCAGGAGAUGAAGUUUCGCAACAAGCUAGUCGAGUAUCUGACCGACUGGGUAAUGGGCACGUCGCACCAGAUUGCCCCGCCCGGUUCGGGCGAUGUGACGAUCAUAACGCGCGAUCUCGAUCAGGCAUGCAUGGAGGCGGUUGCUGCCCUGCUUCGCGGUCUCCCCCUGCAACCGGAGGAGUCCGACCGUGGCGAUCUGAUGGAUGCAAAGAGCGCCCUCUUCCUAAAGUAUUUCACCCUCUUCAUGAACUUGCUGAACGACUGUGUCGAUGGCUCGGAGGCGGAUAAAGACACGAACAAUCCACCCUUGCUACCACCACGUCCGCGGGUAGCGGCGGGAAAGCUGACGGCGCUGCGAAACGCCACCAUUCAAGCCAUGUCGAACCUGCUGAGUGCAAACAUUGACUCGGGCCUGAUGCACUCGAUCGAUCUGGGCUACAACCCGGAUCUGCAAACGCGGGCAGCGUUUAUGGAGGUAUUAACGCAGAUCCUGCAGCAGGGUACCGAGUUCGAUACGCUCGCCGAGUCGGUGAUGGCCGAUCGGUUCGAGCAGCUCGUGCAGUUGGUAACGAUGAUCAGCGACAAGGGUGAGCUACCGAUCGCGAUGGCGCUGGCGUCCGUCGUCACCACCUCGCAGAUGGAUGAACUUGCGCGCGUGCUGGUGACACUGUUCGACGCGAAGCAUCUGCUCUCGCCACUGCUUUGGAACAUGUUUUACCGCGAGGUCGAAGUGUCCGACUGCAUGCAGACACUGUUCCGCGGGAAUUCGCUUGGCAGCAAGAUUAUGGCGUUCUGCUUUAAGAUUUACGGUGCGAGCUAUCUGCAGGGGUUGCUGGAACCGCUCAUACGGCCGCUGCUCGAUGAACCGACCAAUAGCUUCGAGGUCGAUCCGGCACGGCUCGAGUCGAGCGAGGACAUCGAGGUGAACCGCAAGAACCUGAUCGCCCUGACGCAGAAAGUGUUCGAUGCGAUCGUCAACUCGGCCGAUCGCUUUCCGCCGCAGCUUCGCUCCAUGUGCCACUGCUUGUAUCAGGUGUUAAGCAAGCGGUUCCCGAAUCUCCUGCAAAACAACAUCGGUGCCGUGGGAACGGUAAUUUUCCUGCGGUUCAUCAAUCCCGCCAUCGUGUCGCCGCAGGAGCUCGGAAUCGUCGGCAAGCAGGUACCGACGCAGAUCAAACGUGGCCUGAUGCUUAUGUCAAAGAUUUUGCAAAACAUCGCCAACCACGUGGAGUUCUCCAAGGAGCAGCACAUGCUGUGCUUUAAUGACUUUCUGCGAGCACACUUCGAGGCCGGUCGGCGUUUUUUCAUCCAGAUCGCUUCCGAUUGCGAAACGGUCGAUCAAACGUCACACAGUAUGAGCUUCAUCUCGGAUGCGAACGUUCUGGCGCUGCAUCGCCUGCUGUGGUCCCAUCAGGAGCGCAUCGGAGACUACUUGUCAAGCAGCCGGGACCACAAAGCGGUCGGACGACGGCCGUUCGACAAGAUGGCGACGCUGCUCGCAUACCUAGGACCACCGGAGCACAAGCCGGUCGAUUCGCACCUCCUGUUUUCGUCCUAUGCCCGCUGGAGCUCGAUCGAUAUGUCGUCGACAAACUUCGAGGAGAUCAUGGUCAAGCACCAGAUGCACGAGAAGGAGGAGUUUAAGACGCUCAAGUCGAUGAACAUCUUCUACCAGGCCGGCACGAGCAAGGCGGGUAAUCCGGUGUUCUACUACAUCGCGCGCCGCUACAAGAUCGGCGAAACGAACGGCGAUCUGCUGAUCUACCACGUGAUCCUCACACUGAAACCGUUCUGUCACUCGCCCUUCGAGGUGGUGAUCGAUUUCACGCACACCUGCUCGGAUAACCGCUUCCGGACGGAGUUCCUCCAGAAGUGGUUCUACGUGCUGCCGGAGGUGGCGUACGAGAACCUGUACGCGGCCUACAUCUACAACUGCAACUCGUGGGUGCGCGAGUACACCAAAUUCCACGAUCGUAUUCUGGCCCCGCUCAAAGGGUGCCGAAAGCUGAUCUUCCUCGAUUCCCCGGCCAAACUGAACGACGUUAUCGAUCCGGAGCAACAGAAGCUCCCGGGCGCAACGCUAUCGCUGGACGAGGAUUUGAAGGUGUUUAACAACGCGCUCAAGUUGAGCCACAAGGACACGAAGGUGGCGAUCAAGGUUGGUCCAACGGCGCUACAGAUCACCUCGGCCGAGAAGACGAAGGUACUCGCCCAUUCGGUUCUGCUGAACGACGUCUACUACGCGUCGGAAAUCGAAGAAGUUUGCCUGGUGGACGACAACCAGUUUACGCUCUCGAUCGCAAACGAAAGCUCCCAGUUAAGCUUCAUCCACAACGAUUGCGAUAACAUUGUGCAGGCGAUCAUCCACAUCCGCAACCGCUGGGAGCUAAGCCAACCGGAUUCGGUUACCGUGCAUCAGAAGAUUCGCCCGAAGGAUGUGCCCGGAACGCUGCUAAACAUGGCCCUGCUUAACCUGGGUUCAUCCGAUCCGAACCUUCGUACGGCCGCCUACAACCAGCUGUGUGCGCUGACGGCCACGUUCGAUUUGAAAAUCGAAGGGCAGCUGCUGGAAACGCAAGGUCUCUGCAUCCCGUCGAACAACACGAUCUUCAUCAAGUCGGUCAGCGAGACGCUGGCCACGAACGAACCCCAUCUGACGCUGGAGUUCCUCGAGGAGUGCAUCCAGGGUUUCCAGCGGAGUACGAUCGAGCUGAAGCAUCUGUGUCUGGAGUACAUGACACCGUGGUUGGCGAAUCUGGUUCGCUUCUGCAAGCCUUCGGACGAGGGCAAGCGCCAGAAGCAGGUCGCGCUGAUCCUCGAGAAGUUGAUCAACCUAACGGUCGAGCAGAAGGAGAUGUAUCCCUCGAUACAGGCGAAAAUCUGGGGCUCGAUCGGCCAAAUACCGGAGCUGAUCGAUAUGGUGCUGGACAAUUUCAUCCACAAGUCGGUCAGCUCGGGGCUCGGCUCGCCGCAGGUCGAAAUCAUGGCCGACACGGCAGUAGCACUCGCCUCGGCCAACGUGCAGCUCGUUGCGAAGAAGGUGAUCGGGCGACUGUGCCGGGUGAUGGACAAGACGUGCCACUCGCCAACCCAGUACCUCGAGCAGCACAUGAUGUGGGACGACAUUGCGAUCCUCGCCCGGUAUCUGCUGAUGCUGUCGUUCAACAACUGCCUCGACGUGGCCCGCCACCUACCGUACCUGUUCCACACGGUGACGUUCCUCGUGUGCACCGGCUCACUCUCGAUGCGUGCGUCCACCCACGGGCUCGUGAUCAACAUCAUCCACUCGCUCUGUACCUGCACCAAGCCGUCCUUCUCGGAGGAAACGCAGCGUGUCCUGCGUCUCUCGCUGGACGAAUUUUCGCUGCCCAAGUUCUACCUUCUGUUCGGCAUCAGCAAGGUCAAGUCGGCUGCCGUGACCGCGUUCCGUUCGUCCUGCCGCCACCCGAACGAUCGCUGGCUCGGCAACGAACGGGUCUCGCAGGCCCCACCAGCCGAUCGCGAACGUUUGGCACUGCCCUCGCUCGAGGUCAUCACCGAGGCGCUGCUGGAAAUCAUGGAAGCCUGCAUGCGUGACAUUCCCGACUGCGACUGGCUGCAGACGUGGACCUCGUUAGCAAAGAGCUUCGCCUUCUGCUUCAAUCCCGCCCUGCAACCGCGCGCCCUCAUCGUAUACGGGUGCAUCUCGAAGAGCAUCACCGACCAGGACGUGAAGCAACUGCUGCGGAUUCUCGUAAAGGCGCUCGAAUCGUUUAACGACAUCAUCCUGCUGGAGGCGCUCGUCAUGUGUUUGACGCGCCUUCAACCGCUGCUCCGACCCGAAUCCCCGAUCCACCGGGCCCUGUUCUGGGUGGCGGUCAGUGUCCUCCAGCUGGACGAAUCGACGCUGUACGCGGCCGGAUUGGCGCUGCUCGAGCAGAACCUGCACACGCUCAACUCGCAGCAGCUGUUCGACAAUCAGAACAUCGCCGACGUGAUGAUGGCGACACGCGAACCGCUCGAGUGGCACUUUAAGCAGCUCGACCAUGCCGUCGGCCUGUCGUUCAAAUCGAACUUUCACUUCGCGCUCGUAGGUCACCUGCUGAAGGGUUUCCGGCACCCAACGCCCACCACCGUCUCGCGGACGUCGCGCGUCCUAACGAUGCUACUCGGCAUCGUGGCCAAACCGCACCGGCGAGACAAGUUCGAGGUGACACCGGACAGUGUUGCUUAUCUCACAGCGUUGGUAUGCUUCUCCGAGGAAGUGCGCUCACGGUGCCACGUGAAACACACCGUACCCCGGUGGCCGGUAGAAUCGGGCGGUUCGGGUGAUUCGGCCAGCGGCAGCAGCAGUGAUCCGUCGGCCGCAAACUCCGUCGGCGGUGGACCGCUCUCCGGUGGUUCAGGCUCAACCGGCUCGAACGCCUCCGGAGGCCACAGUGUGCGGCGCCAAAAGUCCUGGGAUAUGCUCGACCAAUCCGCCAUCCAGUACGCCCGGCAGUCGCACAAAGUCCAGCAGCAUCAGAUUGCACGAAUGCUCUUCAAAACCCACCGCUCCUUCUCCGUUCCAACGACCAAAGAACCAAACACAAGCACAUACAUCGUUGAUCCACAGGAACGGGGCUCCCGAUCGUCCGUGUCGAACGAAUCGAACGUACUGCUCGACCCGGAAGUGCUGCCCGAUUCUUCCACCCAAGCGCUCGUGUUGACGGUGCUGGCGACCUUGGUUAAGUACACCACGGACGAGGCGGAAACGCGUGUUCUGUAUCAGUAUCUGGCGGAAGGAUCGAUCGUUUUUCCGAAAGUAUUUCCUGUAAUACAUUCGCUGCUGGAUCAGAAGGUGAACAAUGUCCUAUCGGUGUCGAACGAUCAGAUCGUACUGGCAUCGGUGCAGAGCAUCAUCCAGAACAUGUUGGCCAGCGAAGAUGCGAGCCAGCAACCGUUGCACUUCCUGCAAAGCUGUGGCUUCGGUGGACUGUGGCGUUUUGCUGGACCAUUCACGAAGUACAACAUGAUGGUCGAAUCAUCGGAGCUGUUUGUGAACUUCCUGGAGGCGAUGGUCGAAACAUGCCUGCCGGUCGAGGAGAGCACCCCGAUGCCGCCGUCGCCGCGGCCGUACAAUCUUAGCUCCAGCCUGAGCAGCCUCACGCUCGGCUCGCCGACCGAUAAAGCAUUCUCGUCAGAAUCCCUAGAUCACGAUGGCUUUAGCGGUAGCGUUAGUUCGCUCCGUCGCGCUUCCUGCAGCAAGGCACGAACCGGUGGCAGUAAGCACCGGUUCAUAGACAGCCCGACGCACAAUAUUUAGUCGGAAAUCUGGUGGAGCGCUGGCGGUGGGCGGAUCUUGCCCUCCCUGAAUGCAACCGCUGCCCGAGCCGGAGCUACCACCAACGAACCCGCCGAAUCUUCUCAACGGCCAACGACCACGACAACAACGACCACGACAACAACGACAACGACAACGACGACGACGAUGAUGCCAACCACGCCAACGACGUACAACGAGCGGAGUCCCUCCGGACAACCGCCCGACGGUGCACAGAAUGUGUAGGUUGAUAAACUUUGCUUGUUUGCACCACGGGAAGUACACGCACAGGAGGGUACAGGGGACGAACGAUUUCGAAACGAACAUCUUAGAAGCUUAUUGGCACAACAUACAUCAAACACUACGUGUUGCUACUAAAACAUGCUACCAAUAAUAGCGCUAGAUCCCUCUUUUCGCAUUAACAAUUGGUGUACGUCCGUCAGUGUGAAUAUUAGGUGUGGCAAUGUAUUUUAAUAUCCUCUUUGUUGUCUGCGCACCGUAAACCAACAACGAGAUUGAGAUAGGUGGUCGCUACAGAAUCGUAUGCAACGAUCAUGUUGAUAAUGGACUGAAAAUGAACGACUUUCGAAAGCAACCCAGCUACAGAGCAUAAGUGUAAGAAGGAAGGAUCAAUCUUGUAUAAUCUAAAAUGGUUAGAGGGAUGACUCUUGGACUCUUCCUCGUUGAAUUUUUUAAACACAUGAUACCAAAGUUUCCAGCACACUGAUCCUUGGCCAUGAGGCGUACCCUGCGCAAUGGAAACGCAGUGUUAUUCACGAUUAAACUAUGCCUAUAGACAAAAUGGCAUGUAUACAAGCAAAAUAACAACAGCACCUUAAAACUAAGGACUCAUUCUACCAAACCAUCAGAAGAGGGAUAGUUUUUUGUUUUCCCCACGAGCAAGGCUAAUGAAAUAAAUGUGGCUAGUGCGAAAGAAGUAUUACAAAAUCGUAACAAAUCCUACCCCUUUUUGAGAGGUGCACCCCAUGCACAUAAAUGGAUAAAAGCGUAAUGCGUGGGAAACUAUUUUCGCUAGUAAAAGAUUUGAAUUUUAGAACCAUGUUUAGAGUGUGGAAUGAUAACUGCGUAUCACUCAUAUUAAAUGUAUAUUUUAUAAAUGGAUUCUAUGAUAAAUAAAUGUUUGCC